AUGAACCCCGGACCCCAGGAAUUGGCGAGACAGAACCAAAUCACCACGCGAAUACUAGAAGCGUACAUUCAGAAAAAGCUGGGUUUAGCGAGAAAUAUUAACCCUGUAGUAAGACCACCUUCCAUUUUGGACAUAUUGCCUGCUAAGAAGCAAAAAGAGGAGAGACCUAUUAGACAACUGUCAUUUCAAGAAGAAGAAGAAGACGAAGGGAAAGAAGAAGAUUUACCAGGCGUGGAAGAGGAGGAGAAUACAGACCUGUAUCCAGGGGAAGAAGACGGCUUGCAGAGUGUGGAAAGCGAACAAAUUGACUCUAUUUAUUCAGAAGGCAUG
Iphiclides podalirius (scarce swallowtail) is the source of this 330-nucleotide messenger RNA. Lineage: Eukaryota; Metazoa; Arthropoda; Insecta; Lepidoptera; Papilionidae. The record is from the annotation of a GenBank genome assembly.